Messenger RNA from Penicillium psychrosexuale, 813 nucleotides. RefSeq lists its product as uncharacterized. The record is from RefSeq and is a predicted model, not a curated record. NCBI's taxonomy places the organism in Eukaryota, Fungi, Ascomycota, Eurotiomycetes, Eurotiales, Aspergillaceae. The coding region runs from base 1 to 813 and encodes 270 amino acids. The transcript is spliced from 2 exons.
AUGCCAGGGUUUUCGCCCGAGCAGACCGACUCGAUAACGGCAACAUGGAAGAAACGCAAGCGGGACCAUGAGGAGUCAAGGACUCUAGCACGUCCAACAACAUAUGCCCCAUCCUGCCGAGUUGAUUGGCCCGAAUACGACGGUAGCUGCUCACUGCCUCUAUCACGACACCCAGAAGGAACAGACAUAUCCUUCCGACCACGCUGUCUCCCCCGCAAGCGCCGACAUAUCCAAGGCCCUUAUAUAGCACUACCGUCUCACCAGUUCCAGCCUCAACACCAACUCCAACACCAGCAAUCCCCGACCCACCUCUCCCCAAAUGUCUACGGCACCCCAAACCAAGACCCAUACUCACCCCCGAUCUCCCCAAAAACCCUCGUCCCCUUACACUACCCAACUCAACAAUCCGCCUCUCCCUCCGCCCUGCGCCCCUGCCACAUCUGCCACCGCCGCCCAACAACCCGUCAAGUCCUCGACGCCUAUGCAGACUGCGAUCUCUGCCACGAGCGCGCAUGCUUCAUCUGUCUCCGGCAAUGUGAUAGCACAUCCUGCGGCGGAACAUUCGGUCUAGCAGAAGAUCCAGGCAUACACAUGCAUAUGCGCACAAGCUCAACCGACGACGUCAGCUACGGUGCCAGCGAGGCGCCGAGGAGGAAAAUAUGCUCCGGCUGUGCAGUGGAGGAAGUCACCGAGAAUGGGGCGGAGAUUGUACGCUGUCUUGACUGCGUGCGUGGUGCGGGCUCGUGGGCUCCGGUGGCUAUUCCGUCUGAUUGGGAUUUGGAUGACAUGCGGCAUGAGGAUAUGACUGGAUGA